This is a messenger RNA of Vanessa atalanta (red admiral), 3932 nucleotides long. RefSeq names its product RNA-binding protein 25. Gene Ontology annotation, biological process: mRNA processing; regulation of alternative mRNA splicing, via spliceosome. The coding region runs from base 233 to 3112 and encodes 959 amino acids. NCBI's taxonomy places the organism in Eukaryota, Metazoa, Arthropoda, Insecta, Lepidoptera, Nymphalidae. Gene Ontology annotation, cellular component: spliceosomal complex. Gene Ontology annotation, molecular function: mRNA binding. The transcript has 19 exons. The record is from RefSeq and is a predicted model, not a curated record.
GAUUUGAUUUGUAAUGUCGAUGUCGGUGAAACUGAAGCGUUAUUUUACUAAAGAUUUUUGUUAUUUAGUAGUUUUAUUUAAAAUAUUAUAAAAAUAAGUUACAUGAUUUAUUAGUGGUAGUUGUUAUCUUUUGCUUUAUAUGACACAAUAGUUUGAAGUGUACGCGUGUUACGUUAUAAAUUGUUGAGAGUUGAUGAGUUUCUGAUUAUUUGCCACUCGGGUUGGAGGUGCGAUGUCUUUUCCACCUCGCCCGCCUAUGGUGCCAUACGGAAUUGCACCCGGUGUGGUCACUAUGCCAAUGGCAACUCACGUAAUGGUCGGAGCGUACGGAGCCGGCGGCGCGGUGGCGGGCGGCGGGCGCUCGGCGCUGCUGCCCGCGCCCGCGCCGCCCGCGCCCGGCGCCAAGCCGCCGCGCGCCAGCCAGCCGCGCGCGGCCAACGGAGCCAAGGACGACGGGCCGCCCGUCACCGUGUUCAUAGGCAACAUCUCGAGCCGCGCGCCGGACGCCAUGAUCCGCGCCGUGCUGGGCGCGUGCGGCGCCGUGGUGUCGUGGAAGCGCGUCAGCACUUUCGGCUUCUGCGAGUUCGCCGGCCCCGAGGCCGCUCUGCGCUGCGUGCGGCUGCUGCACGAGCGGCCGCUGGCCGACAAGAAGCUGCUGGCGCGCACCGACGGCAAGAUGCAGGCGCUCGUCGACACCUACAAGACGGAGCAGCGCUCGCGGCUGGGCGAGCAGGCGCCGGGCACGGAGGGCGAGGGCUGGCUGGACGCCACGCAGCGCGCGCUGGACGAGGCGGCCGAGCGCCGGCUGGUGCAGCUCUACCGCGACUACCAGGACGACAUCAACAACUACGAGCUGCUGCAGAAGGAGGAGGCGAUCUCUAAGACGGCCCGCGUGCUGGAGGAAGCCGAUAUAUCGGAGGAGAAGCGCGACGUCAUCCACCGGGAAAUCGGCAAGUUCCGCGAGAGUAUGAAGGAGGAGGCGGAUGUGGUGGUGCGACGCAAGCGAGACCCUAAGGACGACAAACCGGACCGCGAUAAGGACAAGGAGAAGGAGAAGGACCGGGAUAAGGACCGCGACCGCGAGCGGGAGCGCGACAGGGACCGAGACAGAGAAAGGGAUAGGGACAGGGAGCGAGAACGGGAGCGGGAGCGAGAGCGCGGGGAGCGGGAGAGGGGCGAGCGGGAGAGAGGAGAGCGAGAAAGAGGAGAGCGGGAGAGGGAGCGAGAACGAGAGAGGGAGCGGGAGAGAGAUCGCGACAGAGACAAAGACGGUAGAACGCGACGCAGAAGCCACUCCAGGAGCAAGGAUCGACGGGAGGAGCGAGAGAAGGAGCGAGAGCGGGAACGAGAAGAACGCGACCGAGAGCGGGAGCGGGAGCGCGAGAGGGAGCGGGAGAGGGAGAGGGAGCGAGAGAGAGAGAGGGAGCUCCGCGAGCGAGAGAGGGAACGUGAAGCGCGCGAGAGAGAGCGAGAAAGGGAGAGAGAACGGGAAAGAGAACGUGAACGCGAUCGUGAACGCUCACGGGAACGCGAACGAGAUAGAGACAGGGAGCGAGAGAGGGAGCGAGAGCGGGACAGAGAUAGAGAACGCGAGAGGUCUCGCGGUCGCACCGAGUUAGAUGCGCGGAAGGAGAAGGAGAUCGAGGAGGAGGCUAGAGAUAAGAAGAGACUCGAAAAGAAGGCCAGGGAAAAGGAGGCGGCGUACCAGGAGCGGUUGCGGAACUGGGAGAGUCGCGAGCGACGCAAGGCGAAGGAGUACGAGCGAGAGCGAGAGCGCGAGCGCUGUCGGGAGGAGGAGCGCGAGCGAGAGGCCAAGCGCCUCAAGCAGUUCCUCGAGGACUACGACGACGAGCGAGACGACCACAAGUACUACAAGGGCAAGGAGCUGCAGCGCCGGCUGGGCGCGCGCGUGCGCGAGGCCGAGGGCGACGCCCGCGAGCGCGCGCGCGAGCAGGAGGAGCUGGAGCAGCUGCGCCGCAGCAUCUUCGGCGCGCGCGCGGCCGACGACCCCGGCGCGCACGCCGACUACGAGCGCGCGCGUCGCGAGCGCGACGAGCUGUACCGCCCGCGCCUGCUGGUGGACGCCACGCUGCAGCGCGACCAGCAGCGCGAGCGCGAGCUGCAGCGCGCCCGCCAGCGCGAGGACGCGCGCCGCGAGGCUCGCGAGCGGCUGGCUCGGGAACGCGAGCGAUACUUGCGCGCUCAGGCGUCGCGCGAGCUCCCCACCGAGGCCGAACCCAUCGAUUCGGACGAUAGCGGCGGCGCGGACACGGCCGGCAUGGACGCCGACGAGCUCGGCUCCGCCUCCGCCGAGGCGGAGGCGGAGGCCGAAGCGGAGUCGGGCGGCGGGUCGCUGACCCCGCCCGCGCCCGACGCGGCCGACGCGCCCGCGCGGCGCCGCCACCGGAGACAUCGCCGCCGGGCGCCCGACACGCCGCCGCACCCGCCCGCGCUCAGCGACGGCGGCAGCACUCCGCCUCGCCCGCCCUCGGACGAGCGCUACCACAUGCCGGAGGGCGCAAGUGCCGGUAGUUCUCCGAUCAGCAUAAGUUUUCGCGCGCGACACAGUCCGUCCCGCAGCAGUCCCGCCGAUGGCCACAGAGCCGAGCGUCGCGUGCACGCAGCUUUUGCAGACGACGACGAGCCCACGCGUAAAGACAAAAAGGAAAAAGAAAAGAAGAAAAGUGAAAGCAGCGAUCGAGGCGAGAAAGGUGAGAAGAGCGAAAAGGGGGAUAAAGAGAAAGAGAAGGGCGAGAAGGACAGCAAGUGCGCCGAGGAGAAGCGGAAGCACAUCAAGAGCCUCAUCGAUAAGAUUCCCACGCAGAAGGAGCAGCUGUUUCAGUACCAGCUCGACACUGACCAGAUCGACAACACCCUGAUGGAGAAGAAGAUCCGGCCGUGGAUCAACAAGAAGAUCAUCGAGUACAUCGGCGAGCCCGAGCCCACGCUCGUCGACUUCAUUUGCAGCAAAGUGCUGGCCGGCUCCGCGCCGCAGGGCAUCCUCGACGACGUGCAGAUGGUGCUGGACGAGGAGGCGGAGGUGUUCGUGGUGAAGAUGUGGCGCCUGCUCAUAUACGAGCUGGAGGCCAAGCGCGCCGGCCUGCACAAGUAGCGCGGGGCGGGCCCGAGUGCGGAGUGACGCGGAGCUGACGAGGCCUCAGUUCGCGGUGGAAGAGGUCGCAUUCGUCGACACUAAUAUUUCUCGACAUAUAUUUUUAUUUUUUAUAAGCAAUAAAUAUCAUUUUGUACCGACAGCUCUCAUUAUAAAACUAUAAAUUGUAAAAAAAAACAACACAUUUCAGGAUUGUUUUCUGCUCUGAGAUAACGCAACGACGUUCCGUUGUUCUAUAACUUUCAAUACCCUACGAUUAUUUUCAUAAUGGCGGUUUAGUCGGAUGUCGAUAAGUAUGACGUACUUACUAUUUUAAAUAUCUAUAAAAUCAGCGUUAACGUUCGAUAAAGAAAUUGUACAGUUUAAAAUAUUUUAUAAAGAAUUGUAUUUGUAAUUCCGAGACGCAGUGUUCCUAUAUUCAUAAUGACUCAACAUCUUCACGUCGACAAUGUUCCAAGAGAAUCAGAACGAGUUCCAAACCAGUACAGCCUCAAUACUUGAAAUAGUUUCUGUGUUUAAAUAAUUAUUGUGUUUGUCUAACGUCGUUUGUAACAAAAAUUCUAUUGGGACCUGAGUGGUGACAGUGGAGUCGAGGACGUACGCGGAAGUCGUUGUACUCCAAAGCCCUCCAGCGGCGAGGUACAACAAAUUAGAUCGUAAAUGAAAAUAAAAAAGCUAUAUGUGCCAACAUCCGUGACAUCGGUCAUUACAUUGUAUUAUUUAGAAAUCAAAGAAGAAAAUAAAUCCAUUUUUAUUUGCAUAAUGUUCCAAAUUCUUGGUGAAAAGUUGAAAUAGUCGAACUACGGUUAAACUAUUUUGA